AUGAACGGUGACACAUUUUUUGAAUGGAUGCAAAAUAUAUUACCAAAACUAAAAGAAAACUGUGUCAUCGUUAUGGAUAACGCAUCAUACCAUUCAGUAAAGGCAGACAAAAUACCUACUACAUCAACAAAAAAGGCGGACAUAAUUAAAUGGUUGGAAGAAAAAGGUGAAGUUAUCGACAAGCCUAUGGUAAUUCCUCGACUACUUGAAAUAGUACGCAGAAUUAAACCAAUGCACGAGAAAUAUGUAAUUGACGAACUGGCCAAAGAACACAACCGCACCAUCUUAAGACUCCCACCGUACCAUUGUGAGUUAAAUCCGAUAGAGCUGGCUUGGUCAUCAGUCAAACAUCACGUCAAAAUAAACAAUACCAGCUACAAAUUACCUGAUGUGAAAAACUUGUUGUUGGAAGGUAUCGAACGUGUAAAUUCCGUUAUGUGGAAAAAUUUCAUAAGUCAUACCGAAAAAAUCGAAAAAAAAUUCUACGAAAUGGAUUUCAUCGUUGACCAAAUGUUGUCUGCAGAAGUAGAACCUGUUGUCAUCAAUGUAAGUAAUUCCUCUUUCGAGUCUGAGUCUGACUAA
This is a messenger RNA of Metopolophium dirhodum (rose-grain aphid), 582 nucleotides long. RefSeq lists its product as uncharacterized. Lineage: Eukaryota; Metazoa; Arthropoda; Insecta; Hemiptera; Aphididae. Bases 1 to 582 code for a protein of 193 amino acids. The record is from RefSeq and is a predicted model, not a curated record. Gene Ontology annotation, molecular function: nucleic acid binding. The transcript has a single exon.